GUCACUUCCGGUUCCGUUCGUUGGCGCGGCGUGCUACUUUGGGCUUUUGUUAAAAAAAUUAAACAAUUAGGCAGUUUGCAUUUUUUCGAAAUGAGUUUGCCUUUGAAUCCGAAGCCAUUCCUCAACGGUCUGACCGGCAAGCCCGUGAUGGUCAAGCUGAAAUGGGGCAUGGAGUAUAAGGGAUACCUGGUGUCAGUGGAUGGAUACAUGAACAUGCAGUUGGCCAACACAGAGGAGUAUGUAGAUGGAGCCUUGGCAGGUCACCUUGGAGAGGUGCUCAUCAGAUGCAAUAAUGUGUUGUACAUAAGAGGUGUGGAAGAGGAGGAAGAAGAUGGUGAAAUGAGGGAAUAAAGGAGUAUCUUCCUCAUUUUCUUGACCCUGUAUACCGAGUACCUGUUGUUUUUGUAUGACUUUAAUUUUUGAUAAAUGUUUGAAGAUUAACCAGCUCUCUUUAAAUGCUUUUCUUCUACUGUGUUAAACUGUUGUGCUCCCAUUAGCACAGAAAUAAAAUUGUGCAUAUU
Messenger RNA from Scleropages formosus (Asian bonytongue), 521 nucleotides. It is a transcript of the gene snrpf, whose product is annotated as small nuclear ribonucleoprotein polypeptide F. The transcript has 4 exons. Gene Ontology annotation, molecular function: RNA binding. The record is from RefSeq and is a predicted model, not a curated record. Gene Ontology annotation, biological process: mRNA splicing, via spliceosome; spliceosomal snRNP assembly. Gene Ontology annotation, cellular component: U1 snRNP; pICln-Sm protein complex; catalytic step 2 spliceosome. The coding region runs from base 91 to 351 and encodes 86 amino acids. NCBI's taxonomy places the organism in Eukaryota, Metazoa, Chordata, Actinopteri, Osteoglossiformes, Osteoglossidae.